AUGCAAAACUCAGAAGCUUUCUAUGGCUACUACUACAGCGUCCAAACCAGUGGCGGAGCUGUCUUCCUGGCUGUCGUCUUCCUCGUUCUCACUCUGGGUCAUUUCUGGAAAGUCAUCACCACCCAGAACUGGUUCGGUCUCGCGAUCGUGACUGGGGGAAUCUUCGAAUUUGUAGGCCUCUCUGCCCGAGCCUGCUCUCACAGCACACCCAACGUUCGAGCACCCUUCAACAUCCAAGUCGUUUUCAUCUUCCUCGCACCGAUAUUCUUCGUCUUAUCCAUGCACUUAUUCCUCCAUCGAAUGAUCUCCGCCUCACGACACAAAUCCCUCUCCCUGAUUAAAGACACCUGGUUACUCCCAAUCUUCUGUACCAACGACCUGCUCUCGUCCAUCCUCCAAGCCGUCGGCGUCGGCUACCUCGUCAAAGCACGAAGACGAAGCGCAGCCACCGUAGCAAGAUACGUCAUGCUCUCCGGGCUCACUAUUCAGAUUUUAUCCAACUUCCUCCUCGUGCUAUGUCUAAUCGUCUUCUCGCUCCGCGUGAACUCGCCCUACCUGGCCCUGGCGGUAGAUCCAAACCUCCGGCUCAAUACAAAUCUGCGCUGGCUGGGUGCGUGCAGUCUUUUGAUCGUUGUUCGGAAUAUCACGCGGAUGGUCGAAUUCCAGGGCAGUCUUGAGGGGUAUUUUGAAGCUCAUGAGUGGAUGACGUAUAUCCUGGAUGUCAUUUUGAUGAUGCUCUUCAUGGGUUUCACCGUGUUUUGGUACCCACGUGGUAGUGGUAAUUCUCCUCGGCUCAGGAAUAACUAUCCGUUGAUGCCUCGGAGCCGCAAUCUUUGA
This is a messenger RNA of Penicillium manginii, 837 nucleotides long. Its product is annotated as RTA1 like protein-domain-containing protein. Lineage: Eukaryota; Fungi; Ascomycota; Eurotiomycetes; Eurotiales; Aspergillaceae. The transcript has 2 exons. Gene Ontology annotation, cellular component: membrane. The record is from RefSeq and is a predicted model, not a curated record. The coding region runs from base 1 to 837 and encodes 278 amino acids.